Mesorhabditis spiculigera is the source of this 1740-nucleotide messenger RNA. The record is from the annotation of a GenBank genome assembly. NCBI's taxonomy places the organism in Eukaryota, Metazoa, Nematoda, Chromadorea, Rhabditida, Rhabditidae.
AUGUUCGUGCUCGGCCUGGCCGGUAACAUGUCCGUGAUCUACUGCACGCUGCGAAAUCAACGGUUGCAAUCCGUACAGAACCUCUUCAUCCUCAACCUCUCGGUAGCUGAUCUGGCCAUCUGCGUCUUUUCUCUGCCUUUAACACCCAUCACGAACAUCCUGAAAAAUUGGCUAUUUGGCGCCGAGAUGUGCCAUGGUCUGCCGUGGAUUCAGGGCGUGACCAUCUUCAUCGCGACGUUCAGCCUGACGGCAAUUGCCAUCGAUCGAUACUACAUGAUAUUAAAGCCGCACACGCCCGUCAGGAAAUAUUUUGUGAAACCGGUGAUGUUCGUCAUCUGGAUCCUGUCAGCCAUCUUCACCCUACCGUACGCCAUGUAUAUGCAGGCCGAAGACUACUGCGGCUAUUUUUGCACGGAGGCUUGGCCGAAUCCGGAGCUCCAGAAGAUUUAUACGGUUUUCGUCCUGUUCACCCAGUACAUCGUCCCGUUCUCGGUGAUCUUCUUCUGCUACUACCGCAUCUUUGUGCAGCUGCGGAUGCGAACGCAGGAAAAGAUAAGAAAAUACAACGAGCGCUCGCUGGUGCUCUUCGCGUCGGCGGGGAUCAUGAGCGCCGUCGGGCACUCGAUUCACGGAAAAGAUAUCCUCGCACAGAUCUCGAAAAAGUCGUUCCUGAUCGCGAGGGCCCGAAAGAACACGAUCCUGCUCGUGUCGAUGGUGUUCGUGUUCGGCUUCUGCUGGUUGCCCCAACAUAUCGUCGCCAUGAUCAUCGACACGCAGGCCUGGGAGGAAGCCAGCCAAUCGUGCUCCAAGCUGAAGCUCCAGUUCAUCGAUGGCCACGAGGCGGACAUGCGCAACAACACAGAGUUCCUGGGUCGCAUCGACGACGCGAAGAAGGCCGCCAAAAAUAAGGUCAUCUUGGUGGUUAGAGGCGCUGACGCGCUCGUGAAAUCGAAUGAAAGCCUCCUGUACGCGCUGCUCGACCUCAGCCGCUCGGGGCGCAACUUUUUCAUCGUGCUCGUCGUCUGCCACCAGGAUUUCAUCAUGAGCGUCGAGAAGCGCAUCCGGUCGCGCCUUUCGUCGAAGAAGGUCAACUUCCCGGGGAGGCAACAAGCGUUGCAGGAGUUUUUGAAGAACUACGAGAAGCUUCUGGCGGCCGAUCCAGUGUUGGGGAAGCUAAAAGCGCUGAAGAGCGACCCGAAAAUUGUGGCGCUACUUGAGGAUUGUCAUGUAAAGAACUGCACAUCCUUCUAUCGCCUCAAACGCGCGCUAGCAUUACUCCGAGCGGAAUUACUCGAAAACGAGGACCCAACGCAAAAGGCCCUCAUCGCGGCGGCUUGCUACUGGCUGAAGCUGACGAAUGGGUGGGAUGACGAGCUGCUGCAACAGUUGGAAGGCCUCCCGCGCCAGGCUACCGCACUUUUGCUGUGUGCUGUCCGGCGGGCAAACGCCAAGGGCUACGAGGCGCCCAUCACCUAUCAGCGCAUUGUCAAAGAUUACCUCCUGAUGGCCAACACGGUCAACAACACAUUCCGCGACACGUCGGACGGGUUUUUGCUGUACAAGGAGCUCGAUCGACUCAACGAGAUGCGCCUGAUCAUCGUGUGCGACCGGAAGGCGGUGAUGCUUCAUAACAAACAAUUCGUGCUGGCCUGCUCAACGGAGACGCUGCUCCAAGAAAUUCAGCACCUAGACUUCCCCGGCGACGUCGUCCGCUGGGCCAGCGAGGAGCCGCUAGCCGAU